Loxodonta africana (African savanna elephant) is the source of this 1546-nucleotide messenger RNA. RefSeq names its product even-skipped homeobox 2 (gene EVX2). The transcript is spliced from 3 exons. NCBI's taxonomy places the organism in Eukaryota, Metazoa, Chordata, Mammalia, Proboscidea, Elephantidae. Gene Ontology annotation, biological process: regulation of transcription by RNA polymerase II. The record is from RefSeq and is a predicted model, not a curated record. Gene Ontology annotation, cellular component: nucleus. Gene Ontology annotation, molecular function: RNA polymerase II cis-regulatory region sequence-specific DNA binding; DNA-binding transcription factor activity, RNA polymerase II-specific. The coding region runs from base 128 to 1546 and encodes 472 amino acids.
GCCUCCCUCCAAAAGAGAUAAUAAUACUUAGAGGCGUUCGCUGGGGCUGAAUGAGAAUUAGCCCUAGGCGCAGCCCAUCAUUAGGACGGGGCAGCCGGGCUACUGUGACAUUUUUUAGAAAGCUGAGAUGAUGGAAAGAAUAAGAAAAGAGAUGAUUCUGAUGGAGAGAGGGCUGCACAGCCCCACGGCAGGCAAGAGGUUCUCCAACUUGUCCGAUUCGGCUGGCAAUGCUGUGCUGGAGGCCCUGGAAAAUUCGCAGCACCCGGCUCGCCUCAGCCCGCGCCUGCCGUCCGCCCCCCUGCACGGCGCUCUAGGAGACCUCCCCGCCAAAGGCAAAUUCGAAAUAGACACUUUAUUCAACCUGCAGCACCCCGGCAGCGAAAGCACCGUCUCGUCCGAAAUCGCCUCAGCCUCUGAGAGCCGCAAGAAGCCGGGUCAUUAUUCAGAGGCGGCCGCCGAGGCCGACAUGAGCAGCGACGUGGAGGUGGGCUGUUCUACGCUGCGCUCCCCCGGCAGCCUCGGUGCUGCGCCGCUCAAGGAAAACAAUGGCAAAGGGUACGCGGAGAGCGGCUCGGCCGCAGGAACCACGACGUCGGCGUCGGGCUCCGGCCUCGGCAGUCUACAUGGAGGCGGCGGCGGCAGCGGCGGGGGCGCGGCUCUGGGCGGCUCCGGCUCCGGCGCGGAUCAGGUGCGGCGCUAUCGCACUGCGUUCACCCGGGAGCAGAUCGCGCGCCUGGAGAAGGAGUUCUACCGGGAGAACUACGUGUCGCGGCCCCGCCGGUGCGAAUUGGCCGCCGCGCUCAACCUGCCCGAAACCACCAUCAAGGUGUGGUUCCAGAACCGGCGCAUGAAGGACAAGCGGCAGCGCCUGGCCAUGUCCUGGCCGCACCCGGCCGACCCCAGCUUCUACACCUACAUGAUGACGCACGCGGCCGCCACCGGAAGCCUGCCCUAUCCUUUCCACUCGCACGUGCCGCUGCAUUACUACCCGCACGUGGGUGUCACGGCGGCCGCUGCAGCAGCCGCGGCCUCUGGCGCGGCCGCCGCCGCCUCGUCGCCCUUUGCCACUUCCAUCCGCCCGCUGGACACGUUUCGGGCCCUCUCGCACCCCUACUCGCGGCCCGAGCUGCUGUGCAGCUUCCGUCACCCGGGUCUCUACCAGGCGCCCGCGGCCGCCGCGGGGCUCAACAGUGCGGCCUCGGCCGCGGCGGCUGCAGCGGCGGCGGCGGCGGCGGCCUCUUCGGCCGCGGCGGCCGGGGCGCCCCCCAGCGGCGGGUCCGCGCCCUGCUCGUGCCUCAGUUGCCACAGUAGUCAGUCGGCAGCAGCAGCCGCUGCAGCCGCCGCGGCGGCCCUAGGCUCCCGGGGUGGCGGUGGCGGCGGCGGGGCUGGCGGCGGCGGCGCGGGGGCCGCGGGGGCCUCGGACUUCGGCUGCAGCGCCGCGGCACCGCGCUCCGAGAGCGGCUUCCUGCCCUACUCGGCCGCGGUGCUUAGCAAGACCGCGGUGAGCCCGCCCGACCAGAGGGACGAGGCGCCGCUCACCAGAUAA